Messenger RNA from Notothenia coriiceps (black rockcod), 1310 nucleotides. RefSeq names its product centrosomal protein of 162 kDa-like. The record is from RefSeq and is a predicted model, not a curated record. Bases 16 to 948 code for a protein of 310 amino acids. Gene Ontology annotation, biological process: cilium assembly. The transcript is spliced from 4 exons. NCBI's taxonomy places the organism in Eukaryota, Metazoa, Chordata, Actinopteri, Perciformes, Nototheniidae. Gene Ontology annotation, cellular component: axonemal microtubule; centriole; nucleoplasm.
CAAGCUUGAGUCUCUAUGAGUUUCAACACGCAUGUUUGUUUUCCAUCUCAGCUGCGCUACGAGCAGCAGAUCUCAGAGCUGGAGCAGCAGCUGGAACCCAAACUGCAGCUUGACAGUGGAGAGUCAGCAGAGGGGGCGGAGCUUUGGAGGUCUCAGGUUCAAACCCUGCAGGCAGAGCUGGAGCAGGUGAAGCAGAGCCAUCAGAAGGUAGUGAAGUCUCUCCAGGAGCAGAGAGAGUCCCUGCAGCAGCAGCUCAAACACAAGCCCCAGCCCAGUCCGGGGCGGCACCAGCGCCAGGCCAAGGCAGCCUCUGGGCUCCGGAUCGAGCGUCUGAACAAAGACCUGGCCCUGAAGACCCAGAGCGUCCAGGAGCUCAGCCGCACCGUGGACCGGCUGCAGAGGGAGAGGAGCCGCAUGCUGUCUGCCCCCCCCCCAGCAGAGAGCAAACGACCCGCAGCUAAAAGCCUCAGUUCUGCUGCUGGGGGGGAAACCUUUCCAGCUGCUCAGUAUGAGAAGACCUACCAGCCCAUUGUGUUCACAGGAUCGGAAAGUGAUACUCAUGACAUAGUAGACGACAUUGGCUAUAUGCCCUGCCGAUUCGAACCAUAUGCCUCUGAAUCGGGUGAAACGAACUCCGAGUCGGACAGUGGAGAUGACAACCCGCCCAACGAUCGCCAGAUACCUCUCGAUCUACAACGCCUGAACAAUGUGGAAUGGUGCACAUGUGGAUACUGCAGAGCAGACAACCUGGAAACAGUACAGGAGUGUGUAUGCUGCAGAGAGCUGGCAAAGGUCCAGGCACUCAAUGGCAACCAUGGGGGAUCCUGCAUCACACAGCACCCUGGAUUUGAGGCAGUCUGCCUAAAUGAAUAUGUGCUGGACGUGGCCUAUUCAUACUACAAGCAGAACCAUGGCCACCUCAACAAAUCUCCACACGAGUAUGUAUAAUCUGACAACAAAUUAAACUUCUGAUGUGCAAACACUAUACACUGUUCAUACCAUAUUGAUGCAAGUAGGCGACCAUGUACACUGAUGACAAUACCACUACAGAUUUUAGCUUGCCCACUGAAACAUUACUACUUCAAGUGGUAACAGACAUAUUUCACUGUCACUUUUGUGAGCAUUUGCCAUAGUACUUAUUAGAUUUGCCACAUGUUACUGGACUAGGGGAACCAAAGAGAAGUAAAAAAACACAAAAACAACCGGGCAAGAGAAAAAGGAGAGGAAACCGGUUUGUGAAGCCACAAGAUGGACUUUUAAUUAAACAAAGAGAAAGGGCUCACCAGCCAACUUGCAAAAUAAACUAUAAC